Molecule: messenger RNA, 7543 nt
Organism: Bactrocera dorsalis (oriental fruit fly)
Lineage: Eukaryota; Metazoa; Arthropoda; Insecta; Diptera; Tephritidae
Product: venom metalloproteinase 3
Exons: 16
Coding region: 1563-5723 (1386 amino acids)
Biological process (GO): proteolysis
Molecular function (GO): metalloendopeptidase activity
Source: RefSeq, a predicted model, not a curated record
AGCGUUCGCUGACUUCAGUGUGCGCCGACCAGUUUAAGCAGGCAGACGACGGCCACAAUUCGGUUUGUCGACGAGAGGGUGUAUGUGUGUGAAAUUAUAUAUAUAUAUAUAUACAUAUGUGCAUAUAUGUAAAUGUGCAAAAUACAUACACAGGCGUAAAACGCGUUCCGUUGGAUAUUCUUUAUUUCGUUGUGUUGAAGAAAAUUGCAAAAAAUUUUAAUUUAAAAAAAUUUACAAAAUUCUCAAACGCUCCAAUCGUAAGCGUUCGCUUGUUACUUUCGAGCAAAGCAGUUAGUGAGUGUGUUUUUGUUGCAUAAAUUUGUAUUUUUUCGUGCAGUAAAUCAGUGUUCGCACUCAAAACCGACUUGCCAACACACGAAGCCAACAACAAUUGCAACAAUACAGAAAUUUAAGUGCAAAAGUUAAUAAAAGCGAGUUAAAAAUACAAAAAAAAAGUUAAAUAUUAAUUAAUAAUAUUGCAGCCGCAGCAAGCACGACCGAGCCAUCACGACACAAAUACAAAAACAACAGCAGCAGCAACAAAAACAACGAUUCAAGCUACUUUAGCAACAACAACAGCUGUUUUUCCUUCUCUGCUGUCAGCAGCUCACACUCACUUUCGGGCUGUCUGUUGCAAAAUUUCAAAAAAAAAAUAUACUAUAUAGUAUUCAAAAAGCAACAACAAUAAAAAAUGUUGUUUUGAAUCUCAUUUCAAAAAAUCACCGCAGCCGCGCAGUGAGGCGUGUGUGCAAUCCGCAGCAUUCGAGAGGUGAAGCUGCAUUUGCUCUAAAACAACCAGAAAAUUAAUAAAUGUGCGAAAAACUGAAAAAAAAAAAUUUAAAAGCCAGUGGCAUUUCGGAAUUUUUAAUUGAGCUUAAAAAGUUGUGACAAAAAAUUCAGUAGAGAAAUCAUUUUUUUUCUUUCACUGAGAAGUGUGAAUUGUGUGUGAGAAUAUUUUGUUGCUGCUGACGUUUUAAGGCAAAAUCUGAACGGAUUAAAAUCAGCGCAGAUUUCAAAGUGAGUUUUGGCACACUGAACUCCUUUAUGGGAAAUAAAGUGAAAUUUUAUGUUUAUAAUUAAGAACAACUCGCGCGGAGAGGAAAAAGAAAUAAAUAAAUUUGAUUUAAAAAAUAAAAAUUUUUAAUUUACAAAUAACAAACCUAAAAAGAAAACACAACGAAAGCGAACAGCGAGAGAGAGACUCAAAAACAACAACGCUAAUCGCCACAAAAGUGAAGUGUGAAGUGCGAAAUUCAACGCCAACUGCCAACAUACACAUACCCACACUCACACACAUUUACGCAAAGAAAAACAUUUUCUAACCGCACAUUUUCCAUUUUUCUUCGGUGAAUUUUCGUCGUUCCGCUAAAAAUCGCGCGUGACGCGUCGUCCUCUAUACGUCUUCUUCUGUGUUAUUUCUUGCCGCCACUUCGCCUUCAACUGCCAAUUUGCCACAUAAAUACAAAAGCACAAACUCAUUUUGCAGAGACUUUUGCGCAGGCCUUCAGACUUCAGACUGUGUUAACCUUUAGAAAUUAUUAAGCAUCAACAUUAUUUACAAAAUGUCACACAACAUUAGAAUUUUAUUGGCGAUCAUCGCUUCAAUUGUCACAAUAUGCUCAUCACUGCCAGAUUAUCACAAACAAAUGUCACCCACACAACUGCAAUCGGUGUUCCACGUCGACGAUGUGAACGCCGUACCACACUAUGAAGUCGUGCAGCUGUUGCAUAACAGUUUUGACGACGGUUUGGCGUCACUCCCUGAACAUUAUCGUCGUCGCCGGCGACGCAGCAUCAACAGUGUCGAUGGAGAUGCUCGUCCAACCAUCAAGGAGCCACAUCAUGUGAAGAAGGAUUUGAGUAAAAAUCCUUAUUAUAGUGAAUUGAAAGCGGCCGCAAAUACGCCAGGUGCUGGUGGUGUGAAUAGUCUACAGCAAGCGGCGAAUGGCAAAUUCGCUGGUGAUUUACGCGAGUUAAAAGAGCACAAAGUUUCGUUUAAUGCUUUCGGUGAGAAUUUGAAUUUAACCUUGAAGAGAACGGAUAGUCUGUUCAAGGGCGGUUCCCCGCAUACGUUGCGUAUGUGGACUGUGCGCGAUGAGGCAAAUGCGACGCAUGGUUUGGAUAUGCAGGAGGUUUUCGAUGAGGAUGCUCAAUCAAGCGAUCAAAUUGGCGAAGUUUAUCAAGACGAAGCCAAUAUGGCGGCCAUUUUAAUGCGGCGCCAUUUAGAAACUGGCGAUUUAGUAAUGGAGGGCAGCAUUGGUCAUGAGAUGGUGAUAAAACCAUUGCCGCACGAACUCAGCCCAAAUCCAGAUGCCGCACAUCACAUUGUCUACAAACGUGAGGCCCAGCCGCUAGAGCAUUUGAGCGAUUUCGCUUUUAUGGAACCCGAUGAUUUGGCUACCAGCGAGAAACUUGAACGAUUACAACAACAUCGCCAACGUCGCGCAGCGCCAGUCGAAGAUGACGACGAAGCAGCGUUAGAGGAAGUGGAUGGUGAAUUAGAGUCAGCGGAAGCUCGAUUUACACGUAACAGACGUCAAUUGCCCUAUAUUAUCUAUCCUGAGGUGUUGGUCAUCAUCGAUUAUGAUGGUUAUCGGUUACAUGGUGGCGACAACUUGCAAGUGAAGCGUUACUUUGUUUCGUUCUGGAACGGCGUUGAUUUGCGCUAUCGUUUGCUGAAAGGUCCAAGGAUACGCAUCAGCAUUGCUGGCAUCAUUAUUUCGAGGGGAAGAGAUGCAACACCAUACCUGGAAAGGAAUCGUGUCGGACGAGAUGCCAUCGAUUCAGCGGCUGCCUUAACCGAUAUGGGUAAAUAUUUAUUCCGUGAGCGCCGUUUGCCCGUCUACGAUAUUGCUGUCGCGAUAACCAAACUUGAUAUGUGCAGACGUACAACAGCUUAUGGCGAAUGUAAUCGUGGUACAGCAGGUUUUGCAUAUGUUGGCGGUGCCUGCGUUGUGAACAAGCGUUUGGAAAAAGUCAACAGUGUUGCCAUCAUUGAGGAUACUGGCGGUUUCAGCGGUAUCAUUGUGGCUGCCCAUGAAGUUGGACACUUGCUCGGCGCCGUGCACGACGGCUCACCACCACCCAGCUACCUUGGCGGUCCAGGUGCGCAGCGCUGCCGCUGGGAGGACGGCUACAUAAUGUCCGAUUUGCGACACACCGAGCGCGGUUUCCGGUGGUCACCAUGCACCAUACAGAGUUUCCAUCACUUCUUGAACGGCGACACCGCCACCUGCUUGCACAAUGCACCGCAUGAGGACAGCGCGCUGGGACGCGCAUUGCCCGGCACACUGCUCUCGCUGGACGCGCAGUGUCGUCGCGAUCGCGGCACGUACGCCUGCUUCAAGGAUGAGCGCGUGUGCGCGCAACUAUUCUGUUUCGAUGCGCAGACGGGCUACUGUGUGGCAUAUCGGCCGGCCGCGGAGGGUUCCACAUGUGGCAGCGGGCUGACAUGUCUGGACGGUCGGUGUACGCCAGUUACUUCGAAUGUCAUACCAGCUUACCGUUCUUACAAUGACAACAACAGUGGCACCGAAAAUACUGAUAGUAGUAGCGAAGAAGAAGAUGAGGGGGAGAAUGUAAGUAGCGAAGAAGAGCAGGAUCUACCGAACGUCUUGGCUAAGAGUACACCUACGACCCAGCAACGUUUCGGUAAUACGGUGGAGAAGACCUCACGCGAAGUCGACGACACUUCCGAUCCCAAACGUAUUACAACAAAAACAAUAACCACCAGCAAUACACAUACACCGACACAAACGGACUCACGCACCACAAUCACCCUGGAGACACACUCACGACACCAACACAACAACAAUCAGCAACGGCAAGUGCAACAGGGUACUUUAGAAUUUUUAGCCAGGUUUUUAGCACAGAAUCCACAAUGGCAACAGCUGUUGGGACAAGCGGCGCAGGUGAACGCGCUGACCGGCGCCGCCACAAAUGCCGCCGAUGUGGCAACCAUAGAGACUGCUGCAAAAGCGGAAAUGGCAGACAAAGUGGUAUCCGCUCAUAUGCCGCAGGGCGCAGUCGUUGUUCAAACGAGCGUGAGCAGCAGUACGAGCAGUAGUAGUGGCGUUAGUAGCGCAAAUGGUAGUAGUUCAGGUAGUAAUAGUAGUAGUAAUGGUAGCAAUGACAAUAGCGUGAAACAGCAGGAAAAAUAUGAGCACACUAUUGCAAGGGUUAAUGUUGAGCCUUUGAAUUUAGCGAACAGCCAAGCGACGCUUGACAAGCAAACAGUUGUUGAGGAUACUGGCGCGCUGCAAGUUGCUGAGAAUAUUGACCUUAAUAAAAGCGAAAAACAGCCUAUAGUGAGCGUAGUGGGCGAAAAAAAUGCCAAAGCAAAAACUAUGCUAACACAAAGCAAAUCAGAACCCGAAAUCCAACCACAACCACAGCCACACCAACACACAACCAAAUUGGCAAAAUUAACACAAAUUCAACAGCGCAAACCAACCACCAAAACCACAACAACAACACCACCAACUGCACAACCUAACCUCUUCCAAAUUUACACGCAUGAAUUACGCAAACAGUUACAAUAUUAUUUAGGUUUCCUGCGAGCGCACACUGGCGACAACGUCAGCGCUGGCGAUAGUAGUAGUAGUAUUUUGAGUAAUAGCAAACGUAUAGCAACAGUAAAGCAAACCGUUACAACCAACACAACUAAUUCAAAUUAUAGCAAUACGGUGAGUGCGGCCGCCAAAUUACAGCAACAGUCGGCGUUGCUGGACAACAACAAUCGCAACAAUGCGGACGACAUCGAUGACAACGAGGACAAUGUGAAUGACAGCAAUGUGGACGCGGAUGAUGACGCGAGCAAUGAGGCAAUCGAUGACAAGCAACAGAAACGUAAGUUCAAUACAGCAACAACAAUAAGCGUGAGUGCACAACAACAACAAAACACACAACCAGCGCCGCCACCGUCAGCACCGACGCGCAGCAGCAGCAAUGGCGGCAGUAUAACUAACAGUAACGGCAAUAAUAACAAUAACAAUAAAGCGCUGCAAAGGCCGGCAACAUUUCUUGACGCCUAUUUGAAGAAAUUGCAAGCGCUUAAUGCGCCAACGGACACAACGGCCACACUGACGGCCACCACCACGAGCACCACAAUGUCGACAUCGAGUGUGGUGGGCAAUGGCGCCGUCGGCAAAGCAGUACCAGCUGCCGGUACGCCCGAGAACGAACCGGUGAAGCGGGCGCCGGCGGAAACGUUCGGCAGUCACUUCCUUAAACGUACGCAAAAUUUAUCGAAUAGUAAAAGUAGUAAUGUGGGAAGUAGUAGUGGUGUUGAUGGUAGUGUUGGUAAUAGUAGCGAUAGCAACAUUUACAUUAAUCAUGGUCACAGCAACAACAACAACAACAAUUCAAAUAGAAAUCACAAAAAACUUACACGCAUUUCGAGUCACAAUGCUGCUGCAAACAGUCGUAUGUCAUAUGAUGAUGCACACGAGCAAGUGCACGAACAUGUUGUGAGCGAUGUGGCAACCCACAUCGCGACAACAACACAACAACCGGCAUAUGUUACAAAUUAUUUAGGUGAUAAUACAAAUAAUCUGCCAAGUUUGCUAGAACAGCAACAGCAAGCACAACAGUCAUCCUCAACAAAAACAACAACAACAUCCGCACAAGAACAACAAAAUCAACAAACAUCACAACAAAAAGCACAUAAAAUCAGAACACAAAAACUAAUACGUCGUCAAUUGUUGCGAACGCAAAUUAAAUGAAAACAUUACGUAAAAUUUGUGCGUAAGUGACGCCAGCGAUUACAUUUGUUCUGCUGUAGCACCAUAUUUAGUUUGUAAUUCUAUUUAUAUACUUAGCAUUUAAAGCGCCAAGAGGAUUAAAUUACUUUCUCACUUCAUGCGCGCAAUACCGUUGCAUGCAGCAAUCACGCACACACACUACUGUACGCCACUACACACAGCGUUAGAAAAAACGCAGAGUUACCAACUUGUCAUUCUGGCAAGCAGCUGUUUUUUUUUUUCAAAUUGUUUGUCAGUUAGCAGAAAAUAAUAAUAUUUAGUACGCAAAAUGCUACGCCAAAAGUACCAGUUAUUCUGCUUGCUUAGCGCUAUAGCCGCCCAAGCGAUUCUCACAUAAUCAACUACGCUCACAUAAAACGCAAACACAGCGCACACGCUUCACUCCCUCAGAAGCAUUACAAAUAACUACACGGUUACUAUCGACUUUCGUUGCCAAUCUACAAAAAUGCGUGGUUAACUGGAAGGCGUUUCCUUUUUGAAGAGAAUAAUUCCGUUGCUGACUGAGUGAAGGCGCAGCCAUACGUUUUUCAUCUAAAUAACGUUUUUUUUUAUUUGAUCUACCAAAAAUAUGAUCGGAUAUACAUAAUGCAUAAAGUGUGGCAGCAAUUGACAGUGACAGCAGCGGUAACAUGAACGAGCAUCUCAACACAACCACAACAAUUAACAGCCGUAUAUUAUGUCGAUAUAAACACAUAUUUAGUAAAAGAUUUACGUACUAGUAUAUUUAAAUUAGGCAGCUUGCAAAAUACAUAUCAUUGCCAUUUUCAGAUUUUUCAAACAAAUAUUAACAUACACAUUUACAUUUCAAAACAAAUAGUUAAAAUUAAUGCAUGAAUUUAGUUGAAGCAGUUAAAGCUAAAUAUUAAUGAAAUGAAACGCAUGAAAUCAUACAGCGCCACGCAUGCACACAUACUCAAUUACAUAAAAACAUAAACGUUUUCAUUUAAACCAGCACAUAUCCCUUUGCUACCCGAAAUAUGUACUUAAGUAUGUAGUUAUGUAUAACAUAACAUACACGUAUGCAUCGUAAAAAUACAAGAAGCAUCGAUCACACAUAACCACACUUAAGAACAUCCAUAUUUAAAUAUUACAUACAUACGUACUUUAAAAAGAAACAUAGUUAGAAUUUAUUGAUUUGUUUUAGGUUUUAAUUAUUAUAUAUAUGUAAAUUAAAGAAUAAUUAUAUUUAAUUUAAUUGUAUUUUUUAAAUAAAUUUUAUGUUCUUUUUUGUUAAAAGCUGUAAAAUGCAUUUGUGCAUUAGAAUGAAUAAAUGUAGAUACAUACAUAUAUAUUGAGAAAAAAGAAAUUAUUAUAUAUUAUAUAUGUGAAUAAAUGGUUUUGCGCGAAUUCUAAUAACUCAUAUUUUGUAAAAUUCAUUAUAUAAUGUUAGUUUCAAACAGACGAAAGAAAUACACGCAUAACAUGUUCGCAUCCAAGAAAAAAUAAUAACUAAAUUUCAUUAGCAGCUAAAGCCUAUAACAUACAUACAUACAUAGAAUUCAUUGACAUAUUGUUUAAAUAUAAAUGUUUAUUGUGUUGUAGACACAUGAUAAAGAAAUACACUAUGUGAAUAUUAUACCAUAAGUCUAAUUUACUAUGUAUGAAUAUGUCAUUUGACAUUUUAGGUAAGAAGGCGAAUAAAGGAUAUAUAUGUUUCAUACAUAUAUGUAGCUAAAUACAUUAAAAAAAAUACUUAUAGUUAAAUGCGAAAGAAUGUGAAAACCAUUAAUUUAGUUUGUAAAAAUUUAAAAAUUGUUGAAAAUAAAAUUUGCUUAUUGAUA